Messenger RNA from Syngnathus acus (greater pipefish), 1022 nucleotides. It is a transcript of the gene ca4c, whose product is annotated as carbonic anhydrase IV c. Lineage: Eukaryota; Metazoa; Chordata; Actinopteri; Syngnathiformes; Syngnathidae. Gene Ontology annotation, cellular component: plasma membrane. The coding region runs from base 1 to 933 and encodes 310 amino acids. The transcript is spliced from 8 exons. Gene Ontology annotation, molecular function: carbonate dehydratase activity; zinc ion binding. The record is from RefSeq and is a predicted model, not a curated record.
AUGGAUCUUCUUCUGUGCCUGAUGCUUGCUCUUGCUCCGCUCUUCUGUCCGUGUGCAGGUGUGUGUUUGUGUGUAGGUGGGUGGUGUUACGAGAACCAGCACUCCUGUGAUGCCACUUGUAAAGACCCGAACAGGUGGUCUUUGGACUUCCCUCACUGCGGCGGACUGCGCCAGUCGCCCAUCAACAUCGUCAGCAAUAAAGUUCACGUCAACACGGCGCUGCCCCCGCUGGAGUUCAUAGGUCACGAUGAGCGGAUCAACAUCACCGUGGAGAACAAAGGACAUUCGGCUCACUUCCACCUGCCUCAGUCGGUGCGUCUGACCGGAGGCGCGCUGCCGGGCCACUACCGGGCUGCCCAGUUCCACUUCCACUGGGGGGCUAGCGGAAGCCCCGGGUCGGAGCACACCGUGGACGGAGAGCGAUUGCCCAUGGAGCUUCACAUCGUCCACAUCAAGGAGCCGUACGGAUCCCUGACUGAAGCCGAACAUGACAUGGCGGGAAUCGCUCUGCUGGCCUUUCUCUUUGAGGAAGUCAGUGACGAUCACCCUCACCUGGACGCCAUCAUAAAUGCUCUGGGACAAGUGCGCCACAAUGGCUCCACGACACUCGUGUCCGACUUCAAGCUGAGCGAUAUCGUCCCUCCGUCCGGGGAGCUGCACGCCUACUACCGCUACGUGGGCUCCAUGACCACCCCCGGAUGCGAACAAGCGGUAGCCUGGACCGUCUUCCUCAAGACGCUGCCCAUCAGCAGUCGGCAGUUGGACGCCAUCGUACGGCAGUGCCUUUUCUGGACCGGUCAGCCCAUGACGGACAUCUUCAGACCUACACAGCCGCUGGAUGGACGGGUGGUGUACCGCUCCAACUCAGCCGUGUGCCCACGCUUUGCCGCCUUCUCGGCCCUGCUCGCCACGACCGCCGCGCUCAUCCAUUGACGCGCAUACACAGAACAAAACAUUUAUUAUUCCGCUCCACAAAUUACAACCCAAGUUCACCAUCACAACUUUUAAGAAAUGGAGAAAUU